AUGGAUAGCAUCGAAUCCUACAUCCGCUCGGAUAAUUUUACUAAACUUUCACCAGAUGCAUUGUACCGAAUUCAAAUCAAGUGUCAAAGUUCAAAUCCAAGUGAAAAAGAAGGGGGACAUGGAAAACCGGAGCUAACAUAUAAACAAGCGAAAAAUCGAGUCACGCGAAAAUCUUCCCGCUUAUCAUCCCAGGACAGUACCUGCAGCGAGUCAAGUGUAAUGGGGAUUCCCAGCAGACGAGAUACAGUGACUUCACGGGGACGCACCAAAAACAGCCGCGGACCCCGUGGAAAGAACACUGUUGACCCUUCAGACAUGACUGGGAAAAAGAAGAUCAGAAGAACGCCAAAAGCAACUGAGAUCACAACGUCCAGCACACCAACCCUUAAUUCCCCAAUAAUUUCACUACAAGAUCAAAUAAACCCUGAAGAAAAGUUUCAGCGAAUUUUAUCUGAUAAUCUGAAGGAGUACAGCAGACAGCGUAUGCGUGCUCUUCACAUGAGUCUUCGCCACUUUAGCAACGUGGAGACCCGGAUUACACAAAAAGAGUUGCAUCAAGCUUUCCAGGAUAAUCAGAUAAAAUUGCCAAGUCGGAUAACUCAGUUUUUGAUUGAUCGGUUUGAAGACAACAGGGGAAUAGACUGUGAACGUCUGUACAGAUUUCUAACAGAAGCACAUCUUAAGUCAGGUAGAGAUAGUGUGGUAGCUUUGCAGAGAAGAAAUGAUCUUGAAACCAAGGCGGAAGUGACUUCAGAGGAGAGAGACGCCAAUCUAAUUCAGCGUUUGGAACAACUACUGACUGACAACCUAGAAUAUUUUGACAUAGAGGCCCUUCGACAGAAUUUCCGGUCAAUAGACAAGGAUAAAAGUGGCAAAAUAAGCAGAAAUGAGGUUGAUGACGUAUGUAGCCGAUAUCAGACCCCCCUCUAUGGUGCUCUGCUCAAGGCCCUGCUCUGUCGCUGUGACGAGGAAAACAACAAUAUGAUUAGCUGGCCUGAGUUCCUCCAUUUUCUCGAUCUCUCACAACAGAACGCGCAGGCAAAAUGUCCCAGCCUUUGUGACCUUCCUCUGAAGGUCAAAUCUCGAGCACCUGUCACCCCUUCUCCUAUUGAUGAACUCUCAGAGGAGACCAAAUCCAGGCUUGUCAGUAAACUACGUAAAAAGGUCUCAAUGGUGAAAGACCGAGCUUCUUCAACAAAACAAGAUGAAGACCCGUUGAAGACCACAGAGCUGAAUGGCGAUAUUUCUUGUAGGGAAAACACAGAAGUCAAACCAGUGAGGGAGGAAGAAGUAAAUCCGGAUCGUAAGAGAAUAGUGGCAAAUAUGCGUCGUGUCACAAACUUAGUGAAGACGUCUUCGGGAUUUCUCAAUACUGUAAAACUUUUUAUAUCAGGCAAGAGAAAAUCAGAGCCAGACUUGAAGACGGCUGGUUUGGAAAAUGGAUUCACAGAUAACGACACUAAAAUCCAAAAUACGUCAUCACAUACCUCUGACGUCAUGUCUGAAUCGUCCAAUUCUUAUACGGCGGAGAGCAAUGCACAAUAUUCUGCUCCACCAAGUCCACCAAAACCUUGUAGAUCCGCGCCUGUACUAUCGUGCUGUGAAAUACCUGGAACAGUCACCGAUUCAUCAUCUUUACAGCAUAUCCCUAAGAAUGAAAAACUGACAUUUUCAAUCACGGUAAAAGGUCGAAGCAUAGAUUUCCAGCCGCCGUGUAAUGUCAAUAACAACCCAUUGAUUCUUGAUCCGCCCACCCACAGACUGAAGUUAGAUUGGGUAUAUGGUUACCGUGGAAACGAUUGUCGUAGUAACAUUUUCGUUCUUGCAUCAGAUGAGAUUGUGUACUUUAUUUCCAACAUCGCAGUGUUGUAUAGCAGACAGACACACAAACAAAGACAUUAUCGUGAACACAACGAGGACAUCAAAUGUUUGAAUGUUCACUCGAACGGAAAUACAGUGGCGACUGGACAGUUUACCAGCAAAACCAACCCUCAAAACCAGGCUCACAUCCGGGUAUGGCGAGCUGACACAUUGCAAACAAUACACGUGAUCGGUGCUGGGAUGUAUCAAAAGUCAGUGCUGGCAAUGGCGUUCUCUGGGUCAUCUGACCUCUUAGUGGCCGUGGACGACAGUCCAGAGAAACGCCUGACCCUCUGGGACGUCAGCUCAGGGGAACUCAAAGGGGACACCGUGGUAAAUACAGAGGUAAUAUGUGAUCUACAGUUUAACACAAAAUACCCGGAUGUUUUAGUCCUUUCCGGUAAAGAACAUCUGACCUGGUGGAAGAUUUACUCACAUUCGCGGAUGAUUCAACCUUUGGCAAAGCCGGACUACGAAAAUUUUCUGAAGGCUAAGUAUGUGAUAUGUCUGACUCACAAUGACAGAGGAGACUUACUGACCGGGGACUCUAAUGGAACCGUGUAUGUAUGGGGGGAUGGAGGAAACAAAAUCACCAACUUCAUCAAACACGCCCAUGACGGUCCCGUGUUUACAGUCCUAUGUAUGCGAUCCUACAUUGUGACGGGGGGUAGGGAUGGGUUUAUUUACUGCUGGCAGUACAAUAAAAACAUGGAGAAGGACGGCGAGCUACAGCUGCCUAAGUCAGAGGGUGGAGUCAGGCUCUUGGUUCUCCAUGGUGACGUGAUUAUCAUUGGUACUACAGUUAACUCAAUGCUGUCAAUCACUUCAUCCAAGAAACAAGCUCCACUUAAAAAUGUGACUCUUGAUCAAGUUCCCAUGACGCAGGGUCACUUCAGUGAGGUGCGGGGUCUGGCUCUGGUAUCCCGGAAGGAGACUAUGGGGAGUAUAGUAACAGCCGGAACUGACGGUAUUCUGUGCUGGUUCAAUCCACACGGCAGGGACCCAGUGUGUAAACUGGCACUGAAGGGUAUACAGUUUCUGUGUGUUGAUGCGCUUCCUUUGGGAAAACACUUAGCUUUGGGAACUAGAGAUGGACAUGUGAUCGUCCUUGACAUAGAUGGUGUCUCCAGCACAGAGUCUUUUCAUCAGAAACUCUGUAAGGACAAAAUAACUACAAUUAAAUUCUCGCCUGAUGGAUCGUUCUUAGCUGCCGGGUCAGUAGACUGCUGUGUCUACGUUUGUUGUCUUACCAAUAAGGAAGACGGCUCAAAGAGCUGGGAAUUCACAGGGAAAUUUAAGGAUCACACAGGGCCAGUACAGUCCUUUGAUUGGUCUUCUGAGCCACAGGAUUCUGAUUACUUAAUAAAGAGCUGUACUUCAGUACCAGAGCAAUUUGUCUGGAAUGCUACAAACUUUUGUCAAAAAGACAAGGAUUUAGACACAAUGUCAAUACAAUGGGAAACAGAGACGUGUGCGGUGGACGUCAGUAUGUGUGGACUGUGGAGCUCUAAACAGGCCAGGAACAAUGACGUUCACUGUGUAGCUGUUAACUCACAGAACAAGCUGGUGGCCAUGGGCAACUCCAGUGGACAAAUCAGUCUAUUCAGAUAUCCAUGCUUCAAACAGGGAGCUUACUGUCAUACUUACAAAGGUCACGGUGGUGUGAGAAAUCUAGUAUUUAGCGAGGAUGGCCAGUUCCUGUUUUCUGUUGGUGGUCGGGAUUUGGCAAUCUUGCAAUGGGAAGUGACAUAGGGAACCUCUCUUACAGUAGAAAGUGACAUUGGGAACAUCUGUUACAAUGGGAAGUGACAAUGGGAACCAUUCUAACUGUAGGAAGUUCAUUUUGUACAAUGGGAAGUGAUAUGGGGAUUAUUUUUCUUACAGUGGGAAGUGACAUAGGGAACAUUUCUUGCAAGUGGAAGUGACCUAGGGAACCUUUUUCGCUAUAGGAAUGACAUUCAUAUUUUUUUCAAUGGGAAGUAUCAUAGGGAGUCUAUCUUAGUAUUGGAAGUGACAGGUCUAGGGAACCUUUUUACUAUGGAAAGUGACAUAAAGAACCUUUCUUUCGAUUGGAGGUGGAAAAAACCCUUUCUUAUGAUGGAAAGUGAAUACAGGAACCUUUUUUACUAAAAGGACAUCCUGAAUCUCUUUUAAAAUGAGAAGUGACACGGGAAACCUCUCUUACAAUGAGAAGUGAAAUUUUGUACAAUUUUGUACAAUUGGAAAUGACACAGGAAACUUUUCUUAAAAUGGGACGUGACAUAGAGAAUCUUUCUUAAUAUGGGAAGGGAUAGAGGGAACCACUCUUAAAGUGAAACUGAAAAAGAGAACCUUCCUUAUAAUUUGAAAAUAAGACUCCUUUCCUUUGAUGGGAAGUGAAACUGGGAACCUCUUUAACUCAGUUAUUGAUUACUAUAGGAACAUAGUGAACCUCUCUUAAAAUGUGAAGUGAAACAGGGGACCUCUCUUAUAAUACAGUGACGUUUUAUAUACUAAGUAAUCAGAAAUGAAAAAGGAGAAAAUGACACAGGAAAUCUUUCUUAAAAAUCUAAAGAGUCAUAGGGAACCUUCAUUAGACCCUGUUAAGAUAGAGAAUUUAAUGUGAAUAAGCUUAAUUCAAAUUAAUUGUGCAUCAAAUUACUUAGCAUUAACAGUGUGUGAAUGCUAAGCAAACCUAAUUUUAACUAAACUUUUACCCAUGCUUAAUAGAAAAAUUAUGUCACAUACAAUAUGUUGGUGGUCAGGUACAAGUACUCUGUAUGCUAUUUUUGAGUGAAAAACAAAUGAAAAUUAAUUUUACCUCAGUCAGAUGUAUAUCUGCUCUGCAUAAGGCGACUUAUUUUUAAAUGCAACAUAGCAGCCUUACCGUAGGAAUAAAAUUUUAAAAAUGUUAAUUCAUUUCGCAUUAUUUAUUAUGUAAGUGAAAUUUGAUUGGCAUAAAUUUACUUCACAUUUAUAUACUACAAAUCAAUUAUUUCAUGCAUAUUCCUGGGAACAGGGCAUUACAAUAGGAAGUGACACAGGGAAUCUUUCUUACAACAUGAAGUGGCAUAGGGAAUCUAUCUUACAAUAAGUCUUGAAUUAGGGAAUCUUUCUUACAAUAAGAAUAGACAAAGGGAACCUUUCUUACAAUAGGAAGUGACAUAGGGAAUUUUCUUACAAUAAGAAUUGAGAUAGGGUACCUUUCUUACAAUGAGAAGUUAUGUAAGGAACCUUUCUUACAAUGGGAAGUGACAAAGGGGAACCUUUGUAAAAUUAACAAUCGACAUAGGAACCUUUCUUACAAUUAGAAUAGAUGUAAGGAACCUUUCUUACAAUGGGAACUUUUCUUGCAAUAAGAUUUGAGGUAUGGAACUUUUCUUAUAAUGGGAAGUGACAUAUGGAACUUUUCUAACAAUGAGAAGUUACUUAGGAAACCUUUCUUACAAUAAGAAUUAAUGUAGGGAACCUUUCUAACAAUAAGAAUUGAUGUAAAGAACAUUUCUUACAAAGAAAUUGAGGUAUGGAAUCUUUCUUACGAUAAAAAUUGAGGUAUGGAACUUUUCUUACAGUUAGAAUUGAUGCAGGGAACCUUAUUUUAUAAUAAUAAUUAUUAUACAAUAAGAAUUGAAGUAGGGAUCAUUUCUUACAAUGGGAAGUGAGGUAGGGAACCUUUCUUGUUAUAAGAUUUGAGGUAGCGAAUGUUUCUUACAAUUGGAAGUGAGGUAGAGAAACUUUCUUACAAUAGAAAGUGCCAUAGGGAAAAUAAGUUAAAGCUCAUAAGACAUACUAUCUUGAAAAGAUUGAAGAAAAUGUAAUACUGUUAGAGUUCUUGUCAUUGUUUAGGAUGUUACUUACUGUUGUUACUUGAAAUAUGAUAUUAUUUUGUGAACACAAUACUCUAUUAAAUACCAUUGUUUUAUUGUUAGUUGAAGAAGUUACUCAAUAAAACCUUUUAAAAAUGUU
Saccostrea echinata is the source of this 5805-nucleotide messenger RNA. Its product is annotated as echinoderm microtubule-associated protein-like 1. Gene Ontology annotation, cellular component: mitotic spindle. The transcript is spliced from 27 exons. Gene Ontology annotation, biological process: microtubule cytoskeleton organization. NCBI's taxonomy places the organism in Eukaryota, Metazoa, Mollusca, Bivalvia, Ostreida, Ostreidae. Gene Ontology annotation, molecular function: microtubule binding; calcium ion binding. The record is from RefSeq and is a predicted model, not a curated record. The coding region runs from base 1 to 3612 and encodes 1203 amino acids.